UACCUGAACCUGAAGUAAUUAAAACAACGGAUCCCGCAUCAACAUCAAAAAAAGACGACGAAAAGGAGGAGGAAAAACAAAAAGUGGAAAAUAGCAAGACAGAGAAAGAUGUCAACGAAAAAAAUAUAGAAGUAAAACCUCCGUCAAUACCGCCUAAGCCGGAACAAUAUAUUUUGCAUCGAGACUUUUUUUAUUUACGCGAAUCCGGUCUGAGAAGAAAACGACAAGAAAAAGAGGCACAUAACGUUUUGAGGCAGCUACCCAGUGUCCCGAAAACUUCGCUAAAUAAUACGAACAAUUAA
This is a messenger RNA of Acaulospora colombiana, 302 nucleotides long. NCBI's taxonomy places the organism in Eukaryota, Fungi, Glomeromycota, Glomeromycetes, Diversisporales, Acaulosporaceae. The record is from the annotation of a GenBank genome assembly.